Scutellospora calospora is the source of this 212-nucleotide messenger RNA. Lineage: Eukaryota; Fungi; Glomeromycota; Glomeromycetes; Diversisporales; Gigasporaceae. The record is from the annotation of a GenBank genome assembly.
UAUCACAACUGUAUUUAGUCAUGCUCAAACUGUCGUAUUGUGUGGAUCUUGCGCUAAUGUUUUGUGUCAACCAACUGGUGGUCGUGCUCGUCUAACUGAAGAGUCGCAUGAUUUUGAAAUCGGGUAUCCCGGUGAAAAUGGUUGCAUAUAUUACCCUUAUAAACAACCUCAUAAAAAUGUAGCUGAUGUUACUUUCAAAUUUAAUUGUGAUG